Molecule: messenger RNA, 861 nt
Organism: Ichthyophthirius multifiliis
Lineage: Eukaryota; Ciliophora; Oligohymenophorea; Hymenostomatida
Exons: 5
Biological process (GO): transmembrane transport
Cellular component (GO): plasma membrane
Molecular function (GO): ATP hydrolysis activity; ATP binding; transmembrane transporter activity
Source: RefSeq, a predicted model, not a curated record
AUGAAUGAAAACUUGGAAUUAUAAUAACAUUUUUAAAGCGACUUAAAUAAAGUUUAAAAUACUAAUGAUAAAACUAAUGAAAAUUACUAAGUAAAAUAAUAGUCAUUUUAUGACCCAAAUAAAAUUAUUUCUAUCAAAAAUGUCCAUAAAACUUAUAUUUUAGGAGUUGAGGGAGUAACUGCAUUAAGAGGUGUAACUGUAGAUAUAAAAGAAGGGGAAUUUGUAACUAUAUUAGGUACAUCAGGAGGAGGAAAAACUACUUUAUUAAAUAUAAUGGGCACUAUUGAUAAGCCGACAAAAGGGGAUGUAUAUAUAUGUGGUUAAAAAAUAAAAAAUAAUACAGAUGAUAAAUUUCUAGCUAGUUUACGUCUUACAAAACUAGGUUUUGUAUUCUAAACCUUUAAUCUAAUUUAAAGUUUAACAGCAUUAGAAAAUGUGGAACUUCCCAUGAUUUUAAGAGGAGAAUUAAGCAAAGAUUAAAUCAGAAAAAGAGCCAUUUAAUUAUUAACAUAGGUCGGUUUAAAGGAGAGAAUAAAUCAUUUCCCAAAUUAACUUUCAGGAGGAGAAUAAUAAAGAGUAACAGUAAGUCGCUCGCUAUCAAAUAAUCCCAGAAUUUUACUUUUGGAUGAACCUACAGGCGAUUUAGAUACAAAAUCUACUGAUUAAGUAAUGAAAAUAUUACUAGAUUUAAAUAAAGAUAAUAAUAUUACUAUGAUUAUGGUUACACAUGAUGUUGCUUUAAAGAAUUACGCAAAUAGAGUCAUUAAAAUGGUAGAUGAAUAUAGAAAAUCUAAUGAUUAUCCGAUUAUUUAAUAUAUGAGAAAAAAAACAGAAUUAUAAAUAGCUGCUAAUAAUGAUUGA